AUGGCUUCCGCGCAACAGGACCCGAGACUCAUCGCACUGCACGAGAAGGCCGUCCGGCUGCUCGUACACAAGCUUAAAUGCAUUCCAGCUCGCGUCUUCCCCUCCGGCCGCAAACCCACCAUCAUCGACAUCUACGAGAACAAUGUCGCCGCCUUCCACAUCCCCAACUUUCCUCCCUGUUACCAGCUCGACUUCGUCCUCGGCAACUACCACCUCUUCGUCGCCGCGGACUUCAAGGUGCGCAAGAAGGAAGGCGAUAUGAACGUUAGCCUUGCGAUCUGGUUCUGGCAGAUGGACCAGUAUCAUUCGUUCUCGCGAAGGCAUUUGCAGGUCCGCCUCAACAUCCUGAUGGCCUGUAUCAUCGGCUUGAGCACCGAGCCGCAUCGCUACGUCACCGAGGAUGCCCUCGAAUUCAGCACCGCGCUUCUCGACGCGUGGCUUUGGACCGUCACGCGCCAAGAUGACUACGAGAAGCAAGAGAUCUUCCUGACCCAAUGGGUCAAUGGACCCUACGAUCUCAUGCGCUUCGGAAAGAAAGCACGUCUUGAGAUGUGCAGGGCGGUCAAGAAUUUGGAGAAGUAUGUGCCGGAUCCGCAGUACGCGCCUCCCGAUAACGUUCCCAUCUGGGAGGGGGUGAAGUACGUGUCCCCCAAAUUCGUGAAGACGUUUGGACCGGCUUGGGCUAUACAGCACAUUGUCGCGGUGGAGAAGUCCGGCAAGAAGAUCGAUGAGUUGGGAAAGACGGGGGAGGUGGAGGAUGCGCUGGCGACUGGGUCAUUCUUUGCAGGAUUUGGCAGUAUGGGGCUGGGACCUGAGCCAUCUGGUCUCUCUUUGGAGGUUUUUGGGCGACCAUUGGUGCAGGCACUUCUUCACGAGGAGGAAGAUCUGGAUAUGGCCGUUCCAGCUGAAGGGGGUCUGGGUGAAGCGUGGAUGAACCCUGCAGAUGCCAUCGAGAUGGUAGAGGGUACUAGUGCCAGGUACGAGGGCAUGAAAGACCUGUUCAGCAAGGUGAAGUGGGGUGAGAUGACCGAUAAUGCGGCGUAG
Molecule: messenger RNA, 1044 nt
Organism: Parastagonospora nodorum SN15
Lineage: Eukaryota; Fungi; Ascomycota; Dothideomycetes; Pleosporales; Phaeosphaeriaceae
Exons: 2
Coding region: 1-1044 (347 amino acids)
Source: RefSeq, a predicted model, not a curated record